Messenger RNA from Drosophila sechellia, 2077 nucleotides. RefSeq names its product NAD kinase 2, mitochondrial (gene Nadk2). Gene Ontology annotation, molecular function: NAD+ kinase activity. Gene Ontology annotation, cellular component: mitochondrion. Gene Ontology annotation, biological process: NAD+ metabolic process. The record is from RefSeq and is a predicted model, not a curated record. NCBI's taxonomy places the organism in Eukaryota, Metazoa, Arthropoda, Insecta, Diptera, Drosophilidae. Bases 695 to 1936 code for a protein of 413 amino acids. The transcript has 6 exons.
UUCAGUUAUUUCUAAGUACAAAGCAGCUCAUGUUUAAAUUUAGGUUCGUCGGAUUAGCGGGCACUUUCUGUGCGAAUGGCAAGUCGACGCAGACAAGAAGAAGACGAAUUCGACGAUGCCCAGUGAAUGGCAGGGGUGAAUAGUCGCUGUUUUUUAUAUAUAUAUAUAUAUAGAACACAUAUUUCGGCUGAUAAGAACAGGCUGGGCCGCUUAUCAGUAAUGCACAACAAGAAGUACACACGGAUGAACGAGAUGUGAGAAGCGAAAGCGGACGAAAAUAGAAUCAAACGGCGAUAAAUUUACAGCGAAGGCGAUUUUAUAUACAUAACCGAUGUGCCGGAGACGAACAGAGUAAUAAUCAGUUAAUUUGCCAGCCCGCCAGAGAGCGGACGUGAAAAUGAUCAUCGGGAUCGGAUAGCGGGAUAGUUAGUAGUGAUCGUAACUCAGGAUAGUGUGCUAAACACUAACCUCAACCUAUGUUUUGUGCUUUGUCGAGUGUGGAACGAACACGCAGUUAUUUUGUUGUUUGUGAAAAAGCAUUCGAAAGUGGCCAACUGAAGAAAGAGCCAUCGAUUCUUUGCAUUUGGUUACUUUUAUAGCGUAGUAUUUUUCCUAAACGAUUUUCUUAACGAAUACGAAAUAAACUGAACACAGUACUCUAAAUGUGCGUUGUUUGUCUUCGGUAGUGCCCAGCAUGUUGAAGUCGAAGCAGUUGCUCCAACAGUUUUCCAAAGAGUACGCUAAGUAUACGCCGACCAAAUUCAAGCUUAAGCGGGCUCUGGUCGUCACCAAGCUGUCCCGCUAUGAGUUCGAGCAGCUGCGCCACCCGGAACUGUCUCCGGAUCAGCUCCAGCAAAAGCUCCGUGACCGGGGCACCGACGUGGAGAUGGUCCUGCAUCUGCACAAGGUGCACAAGGAUUUCGAGCGGCGGGUCGUGCAGAGCUUCCAGGACGUUGGCUGCGAGGUGAAGUUGUCCAGCAGACUUGAAUUUAGAAGCUCGUUGAGCAAGGACGUCAUGAGCUGGGCGGACGUCAUCGUGCCGGUGGGCGGCGAUGGCACUUUCCUUCUCUCCGCCGGACGCGCCAGUCCGCUCUUCGCGCUCAGCCAGCAGAAGACGCCGAUCGUGGGCUUCAACUCGGAUCCGCUUCACUCGGAGGGCCGACUCAUGCUGCCCAAGCACUACUCGGACAAUCCGGCCGACGCCGUUUCCCGCAUUAAGAGCGGCGAUUUCAAGUGGAUGCAUCGCUCGAGGGUGCGGACAACGAUGCUUGGUAGCAACGGCAAUAUUCCGGAGCCGACUGACCUUUUCCGGCACACGGAGGUCAAGAUGGAGCAGGUCAGCACCGCACCCGAAGUGCUGGACCAGGACAUGGCCGACAAGUACAAGGCCAAGAUGAAACGUGUGCUUCCUUACUUGGCUUUGAACGAGGUAUUUAUUGGCGAGCAUCUAUCGGCCCGAGUGUCCCACUUGCAACUGGUGCUGGACCACCAGGACGUAGUGAACAAGACCAAAUGCUCCGGACUGUGCGUCAGCACGGGCACGGGCUCAACAUCCUGGCACACCAGCAUCAAUCGCAUCACAAGCCGGGAUGUGGAUGACCUUUUGCGCUCCCUGCCCAACGGCAAUUCAAAGAACGUGAUGAUGCUGCGCCAAAAUGCAGAGGAGAUCGCCCAGAGGUACAACCAGGGCCUGCUCUUUGCGCCAGACGAUCCGCGCCUCUGCUAUUCUAUACGGGAGCAAAUUUGCGUGGGCGUGUGGCCUUCGCCAAAGUCUUUUAAGGAGCGCGAUUUUGUGCAGACCGUGUUUGUCAAGUCGCAUUGCAUCGAUGCCAACCUGGUUAUAGAUGGCAGCAUUUCGUUCCCCUUCAACGAUGGCGCCAAGGCUUUGCUAGAGGUUCACCCAGAGGAUGCCCUUCUAACAAUCGCUUUAGACUGAAUCCAGUGAUGCGCCCCUAGUGCCUGGUCAUCUAGCUCUAGCAUGUCUGAAUUUUUGAAAUUAUUUAAGUAAGCAUUUUGCUACUUAGCAGUGUAAGCUCAAAAGUUAUUUUGUUAUUUUAAAAAGUAUAUUUAAACAUCA